AUGUCUAUACUUUACAAUCUUUUCCUCAUGGCAAACGCUUCAUCAAAAAAGAUUGCCGCGGCCAAUAAGCGUACGUUGGCCAAUCUGCAAAAAGGCUUCCUCAUUGUGAAUGCUAUCUACAUCUUAUGGCGGGCCAUUUAUCACUGGUCAUCGUUUACCAUUUCGCAGCUUGUGUUAUAUGUCUGUACCGGCGGUUUGAGUAUGUUCUUUUACAGUGUUCUGGAAUCAUCGGGUCGACCGAGCUAUGACGCGAGUGGAUCGUUGCGAUCCAGUGGUGAUGAUCUCAACGCAGAAGGAUUGACAGCUUACAUGUUCGAUAUCAUUUAUGUGACUUGGUUUGUCCACUUGACCACCGCGUUCAUCUCCAACAAGUUCUGGUUCGCUUACCUUGUGAUUCCGGCGUAUGCAUUGUAUAAAUGCGUUCCAAUGAUCAUGUCCUAUCUUGGCAGCGGUGGAAUGGGAUCGGAAGGCGCCGCACCGGAAGCAGCCAAAUCCAAACGUCAAGCGAAAUUGGAAAAACGAGCCAACAAAGGACAAUCAGUGAAAUACGUGAAAUAA
Molecule: messenger RNA, 558 nt
Organism: Radiomyces spectabilis
Lineage: Eukaryota; Fungi; Mucoromycota; Mucoromycetes; Mucorales; Radiomycetaceae
Exons: 5
Coding region: 1-558 (185 amino acids)
Biological process (GO): vacuolar protein processing
Cellular component (GO): intracellular membrane-bounded organelle
Source: RefSeq, a predicted model, not a curated record